Molecule: messenger RNA, 4809 nt
Organism: Pseudozyma flocculosa PF-1
Lineage: Eukaryota; Fungi; Basidiomycota; Ustilaginomycetes; Ustilaginales; Ustilaginaceae
Exons: 2
Coding region: 1-4809 (1602 amino acids)
Biological process (GO): nuclear pore organization
Cellular component (GO): nuclear pore; nuclear pore inner ring
Molecular function (GO): structural constituent of nuclear pore
Source: RefSeq, a predicted model, not a curated record
AUGACGGCAGCAUCCACAUCGUCACCGCUCGCCGCGGGGGGCUCGGCCGUCUUUGCGCCUGCCCGCUUCGAAAAGCUCCACCGCCUCAUCUCCGACGCCGUCCAGAACCCUGCACGCCUCUCGCGCUCCAACGACUGGUACAUUGCGAUAGACCGCAACCGCGCCGAGCUUGCAGACCUGGGACGCGUCAAGCCCCGCAACGAUGCUGAACGUAGGGAGAUCGAGUCGGGCAACAUCACCGUCGAUGGCGUCUCGCAGUCUCUGAAUGCCGACUUCGCGCAGCAGACGCUCCUGCUCGCACGGGAGCUCUCUGUCUCGGAGCGCUACGCGGCCUCGCUCCUCCAGGCCGGCAUCUCGGGCCGAGCGCGCUGGGGUCGUGGAGCGACCGAGGUGGCGUGCAUCCUCUUCCACCGCGAGAAGCUUGCGCUGCUCGCCUGCCUCAAGGACCUCUUCCGCAAUGCCCUCACCUUGCCGUUCGAGGCCGAGGCCGAGGCGCAGCAGCUCGGCACAAAGAUGGAGCAGCUGGUCGAGUCCCUCAUCGGCAUGGAGGUCCGCAAGAGCUCGGCGGCGGCGGCCGGCGCCAAAGCCAGACUCACACUGCCCGAGCGCAUCCUGGCCGAGAUUGACGCUGUCAAGGAGAGCAUGGACCGCGUGCACGCCUCGUUGCAGGCGGGCGGCGGCGGCAACGCACACCCGCAGCAGCAGCAGCAGCAGCAGCAGCAGUUUGGCGGCAGCCUCUUCGGCAUCGGCGCUGCCAGCAACAAUGCCGCCUCCGCACAGCAGGGAUCUCGCCUCGGUGACGAGAUUCAGCUCGAGCGCCUGGCCUGGCUGCAGCAGGAGCGACGCGAGCUCGGGCACAUGCUCUACCUCCUCGCCGUCUCUUCGCUCCUCUCGACUCCCAGCAUCACCGCCCUCGUCCGCUGGCUGGCGGCCGUCAAGCCGGAGCAGUCCGACGAGAUGAGCAUCUACGUCCUCACCGCGCUGCUCGGCGCCAUCGAUACCAACCCGGACGCCCGCGGUCCCAUGGCCGACCGAGCGGCCCGCGGCACGCUCCGGCGCACCGUCGACAGCCUGAUGGACGACGACUCGUUCAUCGGGUCCACCCACAUCGAGAUCACAAAGAAGCGGUGGGGCGAUGGCGAGCUCAACAGCGUCGUCGCACUCCAGUGGUCCAUCUUCCUCGUCGAGGCCUUUUCGCGCAACCCGAGCUUCCGUGUCCACAUGUCGAUCGGCGAGGAGCAGAUCCAGGACCUCGUGCUUCGCGCCAUCGCCGGCUCGCCGCUCUCGCGCGACAGCGCUGCAGGCCUGGCCACGGGCAGCGCCGCGGGAGAGGGGCCGCAGGGCGGUGCCUUCGUCUACCUCAUCGACAACGUCAUGGCCUUCCGUCAGAGGGCGCUCGAAAGCCUCGACGGCGCCGAGGAGGAGGCGGGCGAUAUCGACGUCGUGCGCUCUCCUGCCGACGUCGACGGCCGCGGAGCCGAGGAAGAGGUCGACGCCGAAUUCCGCGAAUACGUGGUUCAGCAGGUGCAGAACCUCGUCCUCAGCACCACGACCGUGAUGCUGACGCUGCUGCGUAAGCUGCAGAGGUCCGAGGAAGAUGCCGCGUUUGCCAUCUCGCGCGGCCAGACCGGCCGGGGCGGCGGCGCCGCCGUCACCCACCAGACGCGUCGGUACGACAUCGAGGCCCUCUUUGACCUGAUUGCGCUCCUCUGUCGCGGCAGGCCCGAGUCCGGGCUACCCUUCUGGAUCGGCCACGACAAGCGCACCACCCGCUUCCUUUCGUGGGCCGUCGACGUGCGGGAGCACGGCCAGCAGCGCGCGUUGCUCCAGAUGCUGGCGGCGCUGUCGUCCGGCACCCAGAGCGCCAGCCAGGCGUACGCUCUGCUCGACCAGGAGAGCGUCGGCGGCGGCUCCGAGGGCCGCCUCGUGUCCUGGUCGCGCCUGUUUGAGUGGAUCAGCUAUUACGUCGACACCUUCCGCCAGGCCCAGGCCGAGGCCGCAGACAAGGCGGUGGCCGCCAGCGUCGGCAUGCCGCCCGAGGAGGUGGUUCUGCUCAAGGGCUUCCUCCAGCUCUUCCGCAACGUCGUCUACUACUCGAGCGCGGCGCGCGACUCGCUCCACCAGAACACGGCCUACGCCGCCCUCGACCGGCUCUUUGCGCUCUAUACCUGCCCGAUCCCCAUCGACCUCAAGGCGUCGGUGCUCGACGCCAUGGCCGCGUUCGCCCACAACUCGGUCCGGUCCGGCUCCAAGUUUUCGUCGAUCGCCACCGACCUCUGGAACCGGCUCGACUCCAGCCGCGUCAUCGAGGGUGUCGAGGCUGCGCAGGCCAGGGCCGGCAGCGUCCGCCAGCCGGCAGAGGGUGGUGUGCUCCUCGAGCUCGAGCACGAGGAGACGCCCCAUCGCCGCUUCCCAGGCACCACGAGCUUUGUCAACUUCCUCAAGGCGCUCAUCCAGGUGCCGCCGCAGCCGCGCGACGUCGCCGGCCUCCUGACCGUGCAGCCAAUGUCGGCCUCGGCCAACCCGUUCAGCUCCAUGGUCGGCCUUCCGGGCACCCAGCCGUCAUACGACGUCGGCGGCGCGCAGUCGCAGCAGCAACAGCAGCAGCACCUCCAGCAACAGCAGCAGCGCGGUCGGACCGUCGAGCCGUACGUCGCGUUUGUGGUCGACCACGUCUUCCUCAAGGCCCGGUCGCGCGAGUACACCAAGUCCUCGGAGCAGUGGCGCAUCAUCUCGUCGUGCCUCGACUUUAUCGAGCGCGCCCUCAACUCAUACGACCUGUCGGCGCUGCUCGCCGUCGACGAGUCGACCGGCUCCGAGGCGGUCUCGGAUCCGGCUGUGCUGGCCCGCCUCGCGUCGCACCCGGGCUUCUUUGUCAUGAAGCGCCUCCUCGUCGACGACCGGCUGAUCCGCGAGGUGCUCAACGUGCUCGUCCCCGGCGGCGGCAUGGCGGGCUUCGAGGCCAUCAACCAGAACAAGGCCCGCACCCUCUUCUACCCGGCGGCGGUCAAGCACGCCCUGCGCAUCGUCCAGAGGGUGCUGCGGAUCCAAAACAUCUUCCUUCAGCUGCUGGUCCCGACGCUCAAUGAUGCCCCUUCGCUCGGCCUGAGCCUGCCGUUUGACGUCAACGCCCGCGUGGGCAACCCGGGCGCCUACACCUCGCUCGACAACCAGCUCCUCCACGCCCACGAGAGCGUCGUCCAGAUCGCCCUCUAUGUCAACUGCCAGCGCGACGACAUCGCCCUCCUCUCGGUGCGCCUACUGUCGCUCAUCGCACGCAGCUCCGCCUUCAGCGCCGUCGACAGGUUUGCAGACAUGGGCUACCGCCGCAAGAUGAACCGCCUCGUCGGCCUGCUCGAGAUGAGCGACGAGGCCAACCGCGUCCGGGCCGGCUUCGUGGGCCGGCUCGAGGCCGAGCCCUCGGCCGACCCAGACGCAUCCGACGCCUCGGUCCAGGCGCUCCUCGCGCUGGCCGGAGAGGACGACGACUCGGACGGCCAGAACAGCUCCGAGGUCGACGGCCUCGUCGCACCGGCCAACGACGCCGUCGAGGCCAUCCGGCUUGCCAUCCUCAACCUGCUGCUCUCGUGCACGUCGCUCGAUCAGGCCGCGCCCAACGUCGCCCACCUGCUGCUCGGUUACGACCUGCGCGCGCUCAAGCCAGAGGAGCAGGUGAUCGCCGACCCGGACUCGCCCGACAGCCCUCCGAGCGCCCUCCACGCCAUCCUCGACCUGCUCCGCCCCGACGAGGCCGGUGCGGCCUCGAGCUACCUCAGCCUCGCCGAGCGAUCGCCCGGCCUCGCGGAAAAGUGCUACGCGCUCAUGCUGCGCCUCUGCACGCAUCCGUUCACGAGCUCAUCGACGCUUCGCUACCUGCGGCAGCGCGAAGACUUCUUCGUUGCACAGCUGCGCACCAUCUCGCUGCUGCCGGCCGAAAGGACGGCCGCCGAGUCGAGCUCCUCUGCGCUCGGCCUCGUCCGCUUCCCCGACGGCGAGGCGGUGCCCACAACGGUUGACUCGCUGGUGGCCUCGCUGCGCCUCCGCGGACACAUUCUCGAGCUCGCCGCACUCGAGCUCCACACCCUCGUCAAUGCCGGCAUGCCCUCACGCGCAUCCAAGCUCGUCGCGGCGCUGUUCGGUGCCGGCGUCACGGUCGGCGGCGCGUCGGAGCUCGAGGAGCAGCAGGACGAGGUGCUCGCCUUGAUCCCGCAUCACAAUUUGGAGGGUGCCGUCGGCGCCCAGACCUUUGGCGGCGUCCGCUUCCUCGAGAUGCUGCACAGCCUCGACUUCCUCUGGAGCGACGAGCGCGACGCCAUCGGGCAGAGCAUCACCAUCGUUCGGCCCGAGCAGCUCGACACUGCCCGCCGCGCCGACGCCGACGUCGGCCCGCGCGUAUACGACCUCAAGGCGGUGCUGUCGAUCCUCUUCCGCGAAAAGGCGGUGCUUCAGCAGCAGGGCGCGCUGCGCGAUGCUGGCCAAGGCGACCCGUUCAUGCAGCAGUCGGCUUUCGUCCUGCACUGGGCCAGCGCCCAGAAUGCCAAGCGCGCCAUCGCCCACGCGCGGAGGCGCUCGCUGCAGGCCUGGAGGCACACGCUCGACAUGGUCCUCGCCCGCGCGACGGGACUCCUCCGCCCCGAUGCUCGUGCUGCGCUCAUGCUCGAUUGCCUCGCCGCUCUGCUGCCCCGACUCGCUGCCCCGACGCAGGAGGCCGACAGCGACCCGGCGCUCGCCGACCUUGUCGCCGGUGCGGUCCUGUCGCUCCUCACGUCGCUGCGCCACCAUCGCGCCGAGAUGGCGGCCGGCGCCUAA